AUGAAGAUGCAGGGUCUGUUCUUGGUGGCUAUUUUCUGCAUCUCUUAUACGCAACUGGUCAAGGGGCAAACCUUGCGCGGUUGCCCAACGACAUGUGGCAACGUAUCACUUGAGUACCCUUUUGGCACUUCUCCAGGUUGUUACUAUGCUGAAGAUGAUAGUUUCAAAAUCACGUGUAACAAGAAAGAUGAGUUACUUAUUGGUGACCGUAAAGUGAUCAAAAUUUCUCACAGUGGUGAGCUACGCGUCUGGGUUGAUAUUUCUUAUGCUUGCUAUGAUACAAAAGGAACUUUGAGCUAUGGCAUUUACCACUCUUACAAACUGACUAAUUUAUCUCUCUCCACCAACAACAAGUUUACUUUAGUAGGCUGUAACGCUUACGCACUUCUAAGCACUUUUGGAAUGCGAAAUUACUCAACUGGAUGCUUGUCAUUAUGCAAUUCUCAACCGGCAGCAAAUGCAGAAUGUAAUGGUGAAGGUUGCUGCAGAACAGACGUCUCUGUCCCUUUGGAUAACUAUGAAUUUAAAACUAGUCCAGCUCGCUUGGGGAACAUGACUAAUGUGCAUCACUUUAAUCCUUGCACCUAUGCCUUUCUCGCCGAAAAUGGUACUUUUGAUUUUGAUGCUUUGGAAGAUCUUAAGAAUAUGCGGAACGUCACUGCGUUCCCUGUGGUAUUCGAUUGGUCUGUUGGAGACAAAACAUGCACGCAAGUUGGAAACACAAGCGUAUGCGGGGGGAACAGCAAAUGUUUCAAUUCUACUCGUGGAACCGGGUAUAACUGCAAAUGUUUUGAAGGUUUUGAGGGGAAUCCUUACCUUUCAGACGGUUGCCAAGACAUCAAUGAGUGUACCACUAGUAAUACUAUCUAUAGGCACAACUGUUCGGCUCCCAGCACCUGUGAAAACGAGCCGGGACACUUCAUUUGUAAUUGCCCAUCUGGUCACCGAAAAAACUCCUCUAGUAGCUGUGAGCCUAAAGAUAUGCUUCAAUACUUUGGAUGGACUCGAAUUUUUCUUGGAACCACUCUCGGCUUCUUGGUCAUCCUACUUGCCGUUAGCUGUGUACAGCAGAAAAUGAAACACAUGAAGAACACUGAGCUCCGACAACAAUUCUUCGAGCAAAAUGGUGGUGGCAUGUUGAUACAACAACUCUCGGGAGCAGGGCCAUCCAAUGUUGAUGUCAAAAUAUUUACUGAAGAAGGCAUGAAGGAAGCAACCAACGGUUAUGAAGAGAGCAGAAUCCUGGGCCAGGGAGGCCAAGGAACAGUCUACAAAGGGAUAUUGCCGGACAACUCCAUAGUUGCUAUAAAGAAAUCUCGGCUUGGAGACAGUAGCCAAGUAGAGCAGUUCAUCAAUGAAGUGCUUGUGCUUUCACAAAUCAACCAUAGGAACGUGGUGAAGCUCUUGGGCUGCUGUCUAGAGACUGAAGUUCCCUUGUUGGUCUAUGAGUUCAUUUCUAGUGGCACCCUUUUCGAUCAUUUGCACGGUUCCUUGUUUGAUUCUUCACUUACAUGGGAACACCGCCUGAGAAUAGCCGUAGAAAUUGCUGGAACUCUUGCAUAUCUUCACUCCUCUGCUUCAAUUCCAAUCAUCCACCGCGAUGUCAAGACUGCUAAUAUUCUUCUGGAUGAAAACUUAACUGCAAAAGUAGCCGAUUUUGGUGCUUCAAGGCUGAUACCGAUGGAUAAAGAGCAGCUCACAACUAUGGUGCAAGGCACUCUUGGUUACUUAGACCCAGAAUAUUACAAUACUGGGCUGCUAAACGAAAAGAGUGAUGUUUAUAGCUUCGGGGUAGUACUUAUGGAGCUGCUCUCAGGUCAGAAGGCCCUAUGCUUUGAAAGACCACAGAACUCAAAACAUCUGGUGAGUUACUUUGCUUCUGCCACAAAAGAAAAUAGGUUGCAUGAGAUUAUUGACGGGCAAGUGAUGAAUGAGAGUAACCAGAGGGAGAUCUAUGAAGCUGCAAGAAUUGCUGUUGAGUGUACAAGAGUGACGGGAGAGGAAAGGCCAAAGAUGAAGGAAGUAGCUUCAGAGCUAGAGGCCGUAAGAGUCACCAAAACAAAACAUCAAUGGUCAGAUCAGUAUCCCGAGGAGUCUGAGCACUUGCUCAGUGUUGGUAUCUUAUCAGCACAAGGGGAAACCAGUAGCACUGGCUACGACAGCAUCAAGAAUGUCGCAAUAUUGGACAUUGAAGCUGGGCGCUGA
Arabis nemorensis is the source of this 2205-nucleotide messenger RNA. NCBI's taxonomy places the organism in Eukaryota, Viridiplantae, Streptophyta, Magnoliopsida, Brassicales, Brassicaceae. The record is from the annotation of a GenBank genome assembly.